This is a messenger RNA of Solea senegalensis (Senegalese sole), 2304 nucleotides long. Its product is annotated as dynein regulatory complex protein 11-like. NCBI's taxonomy places the organism in Eukaryota, Metazoa, Chordata, Actinopteri, Pleuronectiformes, Soleidae. The transcript has a single exon. Gene Ontology annotation, molecular function: ATP hydrolysis activity; ATP binding; protein binding. Bases 1 to 2304 code for a protein of 767 amino acids. The record is from RefSeq and is a predicted model, not a curated record.
AUGUCACAGAAGACAUACAGUAAGAUGUGGGCAAAUGCCCAGAGCGAGCUGAGUCUCCUGGUAGCUGAGGAGCUGCCUGACAAAUCCCCCGGUCCAGUAUCGGACCGGGAGGCCUUCUUCGAGCAUGUUGCCACGCUUUACGUGCGCUACAUCCAAAUCUUCAGACAGCUGGAGAUGGUCUAUGACCAGUUGGUUCACCCUCAGAAAAGAGAAGUUGUUCGUGGCGUUCUGGAUGGUGUGAUGGGGAGAGUGUUGGAGCUGAAGAGGGAAAUGGUGGACACGCAGUUGUCAGAGUUCCACAACAUGGAUGAGAUUCUACACAGUUUAAAGCUCAGACCUGUAGACCUUGAGAUUCCUAUCCCUCACUAUUUCAUCACUGAGCACAGCCAGGAACGAACCGACAUCCUUAAAGACAUUGCAAUGUCCAAGGCCAUUACGAUCAUUCAAGCGGCAGAGAGGGCGCGUCAAGGACGCCUGGCGGCGAAGUUGAAAGUGAGCAGGACUAUUAAGAGUGACAAGGAAACCUAUUCAGAAAAAGAGGUUUCUGCAGCCAUCUGCAUUCAGAAGGUGUGGAGGGGCUACAUACAGUGGAGGACUUUCAAGACUGCAAAGGAAUCAACGACGACUGUUCAGGAUGCAAAGAUGCAUUUGCAUGAAAUAAUUGCCCAAACUAACGAAGCUUGCACACGGAUUAAACAGCAGGAGCAUGAAGAAGAUUACCAAAAGUCCAUAGCAGCAAUCACACAAGAACUACAAGAUAAAGGUCCUGACAUGAGCAACUCAAUGAAAGACCAAAUCCGCCAGUGGUUCUUAAACUGCCGUUAUGCUACUGGCUCAUUUCCAGAUUAUCCUGAUGAAGACGAUGGAGGAGGAGCUCUCCUUUUAGCAGACAAGGACCCUGUGCAGUUAAUGAACGAAAUUGCUGCAGUUAAGGAGGCAAAGAAAAAUGACAACGCAAAAGAGAAAGGAGACAAAAAGGGCAAAGGGAAGGAAAAGAAGACAAAGGGGAAUCAGGACGAGGAGCUGGAGAUGCAACCCUCAGCUUUUCUGUCAGACUUGCAAGAGGGAAACAAAAUCUAUGAAGAUGUUUGGCAGACCUGUGAUGAGUCCAACAACUUCUACCAGAGACAUGUGGUGCAGCUGAUCAAGGAAGAAAAGAGUAAAGUCAUAGAUGCGGAGAUUCAAGUACAAGUUGAUGAGGAAAUGAGAGAAGAGCUGGCUCAACUGAAACUAAAUGUGGAUAACAUCAAGGAUAAGACCAAAAAAGGAAAAGGCAAGAAAAAUAAAGGCGAUAAAGGAAAGAAGGGGAAAACAGUGAACGAUCCGACAGCUGAUAGGACUCUUGAGUCUCUGUGUCAAGAGCUGGUGGACCAGAACUUGCUGAAAAUGACAUAUAAUGUCAGCUUUCAGGAUUACUUUGGCAAUUAUAGCUACCUCGGCACAAUUCUGAAGAAAUAUGACAUUGAAGCCACACCAUCGUUGUUAGAUGUACGACAUGUGUUAACUCUAUAUGCAGUUUUACCAUUGGGCUCUCAGGUGGUUCAUGAAAAAGCUCCUCUGAUAAAUUCCAUCUUACUGGUAGGGCCAGCGGGAACAGGAAAAAAGAUGUUGGUCCAUGCAAUAUGCUGCAGGACAGGAGCCACCUUGUUUGACCUGUCACCUAUGAACACAGCAGGAAAGUACCCAGGCGACGAAGGCCUCAACAUGAUGCUUCACAUGGUCUUUAAGGUUGCACGACUGCUGCAGCCUUCAGUGAUAUGGAUCGGAGAUGCAGAGAAAAUGUUCUACAAGAAAGUUCCCAAGGAAGAAGAAGAGCUCCACCCCAAACGGUUGGCGGGAGCUCUGCCCAAGCAGCUUAAGAUGAUCAAAGGGGAAGAUCGUGUUCUAAUCAUAGGAACAACGGUAGACCCUACAUGUGCUAAUAUUAAGACAUUGUGUAAAACGUACGGCAAAAUCAUUGUCAUCCCAAGACCUGACUAUGGUUCGAGAUUCAUUUUGUGGAAGCAACUGAUCAAAAAGCAGGGAGGUGAGAUCACUAAGACCUUGGAUAUCAGCUCUCUCGCCAAAUUUUCUGACGGCUACACUCCAGGUGACAUGAUUCAGGUGAUCAAGCAUGUCGUCACCAAGCAGCGCAUCCGGUGGCAAGGAUUCAGACCGCUGGUUACUGCUGAGUUCGUUAGGCACUUCAAAAAGAUGGAUCCAGUAUAUAAGAAAAAGGAAGAGGCCCUGAAAAAGUGGUAUGCAAAGACACCUCUGGGGAAAAAGCAAGUCGCUUUACAAAAGAAACUCAUUAAAAAUGACUAA